UAUCAGUCCUUAUCUCGCCCUAUCUCUCAGGGGUUAGAGGAAUUGUCUUUUGAAACAAUGAAGUCUUUAAUCGUCGUCUCACUCUUCAUCCAUGGAGCUUUGUCGUUCAUAUUCAUGGAGAAACUGUCCCACACAAAACUUCCCAACAAAAUCACGCCCUCUGUGGCAUAUCAGAUGUUUGGAGGGGCCGCUGAAGAGGCCGCUUACGACAAACAAAGAAGGAUUCUUUACGUAGUAGGCGAGGCGUCUCGUUUGCUUCAUGUGAUGGACUUGUCUGAUCCCAAGAUCCCAGUGUUAGCUACAAGCUACCAGUUCACUGCUAGCGAUGGAACACCACGUGACGUGGCAGUCUGUGGAGAUGAAGUUGCUGUUGCCGUGACUUCAGGAAUUAAAGACGUCUAUGAAGGCCAUGUGUAUUUUUUCAAUGCCUUUUCCAGUGGAGACGCUCAGCUGACAUUUGAUGGCAAACUUCCAGUUGGUUACUUUCCGGAUAUGUUAACGUUCACAAAUGACUGUAAGAAAAUUCUGGUUGCCAACGAAGGAAGACCAGGAAAGAAUAUCAACAACGUGUUCUCGGAUCCGUUAGGAUCUGUUACAAUCAUCGAGCGGGAGAGGAGUGGUGCUCCACCGUCAGAGAGGACAGUUCUCUUCACUGGUCAAAACCAAAGGUUUGAUUUGCGGUUUCCCAUUCGAUACAUUCCCCAGAACACAUGGCCACCGAAGAUCACUCCGACGUUUGAACAAGACGCUAUGCCUGAGUAUAUUGCUGUUUCUCCUGACAACAAAUACGCCUACAUCAUUUUACAGAGGAACAAUGCUGUGGCUACCAUGUCCUUGUCAACGUAUGAGAUUCAGUCGAUCACACCUAUACCAAAGAAAGACUGGAGCAGCUACACCAUAGAUCCCAGCGACAGGGACGGAGGCGUUCAUCUUCGACAGUAUCCAUUCAAGAGCAUACGUCAACCAGACAACGCCAAAGUGAUGACCAUCGGGCGCACCAGCUUCCUAAUAACAGCAGACGAGGGGAAGACAACGGACUUCACUAAUACCAAUGACGGAUUCACUUGGUCCGAUCACAAUUUGGCGGAUGUCUUAGCCAGACAGAACAAGUUUGAUACAUUGGUUAUCAAUAAUGCUACGUUCAUAGAGACCCUAAAACAGGACAAUAAAGCAGGCAGACUAACCUUGAGCACAAUCGAUGGUCUAAAUUUAUUCACGGGUAAAAUGGAUGAAGUCAAUCAUUUCGGUGGAAGAGGAUUCUCCAUUUGGAAAACCUCCGAUAUGUCACUGGUUUACGACUCGGGGGACGAAAUCGAAAAAGAGUUAGCCAGCUCCAUGAAACAGGUGUUCAACACAGACUGUGUCAGCAACACCAUUACAUAUCAAGGCCCGGAGAACCUGAGGGAUACACAGUCUGAUAACUAUGGCCCAAAAGUCGGCUCCUUGGACUACAUCAAUGACAAUGGUGAUCAAUUUAUUGUGGUUGGCAGUGAGACAACAGGCACCGUCUUUCUCUACUCUGUGAAUACCACCACAGGAGUCCCCAAGCCUCGGUUUGAAACGGCUUACAGGGUCGGAGACACAGAUUUUGUGUGGAGCGAGCUGUAUGAUUUGGGGACUGCUGGAGACGCUGGAUUAUCCGCUGUCGGGUUCAUAGGAAAAGAUUACAAUGCUCUAAACAAAACACUGAUAUAUUCGAUAGGACAAUAUUCCGGGUCUGUGACAAUAUUCCAGAUCGAAAACUUGUAACAUACAUUAAAACUAUGACUUCAAAUACAGACCUGUGCUUUAAAGCUGUGAGAAUAAAUGAUACUCAACUUUA
Molecule: messenger RNA, 1822 nt
Organism: Ostrea edulis (European flat oyster)
Lineage: Eukaryota; Metazoa; Mollusca; Bivalvia; Ostreida; Ostreidae
Product: mesenchyme-specific cell surface glycoprotein-like
Exons: 11
Coding region: 58-1749 (563 amino acids)
Molecular function (GO): protein binding
Source: RefSeq, a predicted model, not a curated record